GCAAGUUAUGGCAUCCGCUCAAUUUGUUCAGAGAAAGUGAACUACUCGUACUCGUAUUAAAUACUGAAGUAAUUAUCGACGUCCACCGCCACCACCGAAGAAUAAUCGUGCGGUUUUAUCGUCAGUCCGUUUGUGCGUGUUUGCCGAUCAAAUUACACUCUUUAACAGAGAAGAUGUUUGCCUUCAAAAUCUUCGUGAUGUUGGUGCCGUCGUGCUUCGCGAUGCCCACAGGUUCAAUAUCCACUAGCAUCCUCACACCUUUGAGCAACAUCGGCGACAUCGCCAAUCAGAAAAUCUCCGCAGGUCUCAGUGCUAAGACCGCCUUGCUUCCAUCGUUGUCCUCAUUCCCGGACUCCGGAAGGAAACACGCCAUCUUGGAGACUGAAUCUUUGACCAGCCAAUUGGACGCCAAGUACACGCAGUUGCAGCAGUUCGCUGCCGGCCUCUACGGCCCCAAACCGUUGGUCGACACCAUCCAAGAGCACGAGAAAUACGGAAACGACGGCGACAAACUUAGGUCCAUUGGAACGUUCAUCAUUGGAAAAUAUGAAGGAUUGUCCAACGCGCUUAACGCUGCAGUUGAUCUUCCGUUCCAGAAGGCCAAACAAGUGGGCAAAACCAUCACUACGCAGCUAAACGCUGUUGGAGGAAAACUCAUUGGUUUGUAAGGUGUGAUGGGUUGUUAUUGUUUGUUUUUUUGUUGCUUAUGUACAUAGUUCUUUUUGUAAAUAUAUUUUUGUAAUUUUUUAAA
Messenger RNA from Aethina tumida (small hive beetle), 751 nucleotides. RefSeq lists its product as uncharacterized. NCBI's taxonomy places the organism in Eukaryota, Metazoa, Arthropoda, Insecta, Coleoptera, Nitidulidae. The transcript has 5 exons. The record is from RefSeq and is a predicted model, not a curated record. The coding region runs from base 174 to 668 and encodes 164 amino acids.